Molecule: messenger RNA, 1010 nt
Organism: Melospiza georgiana
Lineage: Eukaryota; Metazoa; Chordata; Aves; Passeriformes; Passerellidae
Gene: FGFBP2
Product: fibroblast growth factor binding protein 2
Exons: 2
Coding region: 62-652 (196 amino acids)
Biological process (GO): cell-cell signaling
Molecular function (GO): growth factor binding
Source: RefSeq, a predicted model, not a curated record
ACUCACUGCUUUUACUUCUUUGGAUCGUGCUGUUCAAGGAUCUCGGUUCCCUCCUCUCACCAUGAAGAGUUUUGCUCUCCUUUUCCUAGUUGUGAUCUGUGGCAUGGGAGGACUGGGACAGAAGCUGAAGCCAAAGAAAAGAAGCAACGGUGAAGAAAUCAAAUUUCGGACUAAAACCAAAGAUGUUUGCACAAUAACCACGAGUGGCGAUGUCGAGGAGAUGAAACUUAGAAUUGAAUGCAAAAGCCAAGGCUUGUCCUACUGGUGUGAAUUCAGUGGCAAGCCAUCAGUCUGUCGUGCUUUCAGAAAUAACCCAAAGAUUUACUGGAAUCAGAUCGCAGCAGAGCUCAGAAAGGUCCCGCAUGCUUGCGAACCCAUGGAAGUGUUGAAGACCACCAUGUGCCAAAAGGCUCCCCCAGAGGCUCUCAUGAGGCAAAUAGCUGCUGGUAUGGAGCCAGAAGAGAUAGCAGACCAGGAAAAAUCAGUCCAGAAAGCCUCCAUUCCUAUGAGAGCAGCAGGGCAAAACUCUGACCCAGCCCAGCGUGGUCAAGGGUCUGAAAUUGAAACAGAAGCAAUGAAGCUGGCACGGGAACACUGCUGGGAAUCUCUGCAUGGUGUCUGCUCCUACAUCAUUGGCAUCCUUAGGGGCUAAGGGUUUACUUCAGAGCAGUGGUAUUACAGCUGAAGAAGGGUCCUUGCUGCAUUGUAAUAAUUUAGGCAUAAGAAUUUUGGUUAAAAUCAGUGAUUUCUAUAAAUCUCCUAGCUGUUUCCUUUUUAGAGAAAAAAAUGAAACUUUUUAACAGCUCUGAAAAAUUCACAAAACUGGAGUGACUGUGCUUAAAGUGUAAGGAUGAACUAACUGCCCUUUGGUUUGUGACACACCUGAGUGUGAUGCAUUUAUGUAACCUAGGAUCUGCUUGACCUUGUGUAUGUUUUUGUGUGCAUUGACUUGCUUCAGUUUGUUAGAGAUGAAAGCUGUUAAUGAUGAUACACUUAGUGCAAACAAUAAA